AGUGUAAACAAAUCGACGAGUGACCUUCCCAAUAUGGAAAGUAAUUAAUUUAAUAAAUCGAGAUUAAUAAUGCAAGGAUAAUUCGUGACCGUUUUUUGGUGGAUGUUUGUGCCUCCUUGUAAACGUCUGUUUUGAGUUCACUCAGCUUAAUGCCAUUUUUGAACAUUUGGAUUAUGGUGUAGCUAUGGUUCUUCGUUUGGCACGAUGUUAUGCUCCAUUUGUCCUUCAACUUUUAACAGCGCGGACCUCCAUUAUGUGUGUUAAUUAUAGGCUAGGAGUGCAAUAUAAUAUUUCUUGCUUAUUUUGUUCAGAGAACAGCUAUCCACAAAGGCAAGCUCUAGUCUACAGCCUAUCUCUGUGGACAAUCGAAAAAAAAAUAGACAACCUUCCUCCGGAAUUUAAUUAAUUUCAAUAGUCAGACAGUAUAAGGCAUUCAUUUGAUUAGUGAAAAAUACAUGGAAACAUGAGAAACAGAGAGAUUAAUAGAAAGAGAGAUACAGAGGGAGAGAGAGGGGAGGCAGAAUUCUUCUUCACUGUCAGCUAAUUAUUUAUGCGUCUCAUGGCUUAGAUAGAAGAUUUAUCGAUGAUUUUAUCUGAGUGUUCAUCUUGGAGAAAAGGAAAGGGUGGGUGGGGCGUUAUUGAAAGCGAAUGUACAGUAGGCUAAUGCGGACAUUAUUUAUUUGUGUUUGUGUAGUUUUAUCAUCCACAAUUAUUCUUUCAACAUGUUACAUUCCAAAUACAUCGAUGGCUUCCCUAAAUCACGCAAGCACCGGCCAUGCAAGAGGAGCUUAUUGUUGCAAUUAAAUAAAAAAACAAAAAAAUCUGUUUCUGAAAUGCAUUUUUUAUAUAUUUUUUAAGGACUGCUAAAAGGAUACAAAGCAAUUUCCGUCUGUAAAUGCAAACCUCUCCAACUAAAAGGGGUUUGGAAUCGCUCAGUCGUGCAUACUGAAUUAUGUGUGAAAUAUUUUUCUUGUAAGGUAGUCUAACAUGGUCUGUUAAUUAAACGUUUUUUUUUUUUUUUUUUAAUUGAGCAAAUCUCCUGAGCCUGAAAUUUCCAAACGAGAUUUUGCCUCUGGCACACCCUCGAGAUAAUUAGCACCGUAUUCCUCCUGGUUGACUUUGGGUCCACACACAUCACGUAGCCCAACCACAGUCCUCCAGCCUACCAGAGAUACAAGAGAUUUACAGUGAUUUAGGGUGACAAUAUGUUACUGAUUUGAGAUGGUUUAAACUGUCCAUCUAUCAUAUCUUUGCACUGGCUAUUUACAUUCAAAUACCAUCUCGUUUCUCCUUUUCGGAUAAUUUAUGCUAUUUUCAAAAAGGCCUGGCUCAAUCAACUUCGUAUUUUAGGAUUAUAACAUUUGGAUGAUAUUCUAAUUGGUGUUUGGUGCCGCAAUGUUGACUAGGCUGUUCAGUGACCCGUCGCUGCUUCCCGACAUGCAUAAGUAUUCGGCCUGGGCAGAGGACAGCGAGAGCGAGGACUCGAAGACCAAGGAUGAUGAGGAUCACUGCCGCGUGGGCGAUGACGACAUGGAUGUCCCGGACCUGAGAAGCAGCCGGGCACAUUCUGAGAUCGGCGGUGAAGACGAGGAUGACGAGGCGGAUGAGGACGAAGGAGAGGACGGUGCAGAGGGGGACGGGCCCAAAAAACGGGGCCCUAAGAAGCGUAAAAUGACACCUGCGCGUAUCGAGCGAUCCAAGUUGCGUCGUCAAAAGGCAAACUCACGGGAGAGGACGCGCAUGCACGACCUGAACUCUGCGCUCGACAAUCUGCGUAAAGUCGUGCCCUGUUACUCAAAAACGCAGAAGCUCUCCAAAAUUGAGACUCUCCGUUUGGCCAAGAACUAUAUCUGGGCCCUCUCUGAGAUCCUGCGCUCCGGGAAGAAGCCUGAUCUUGUGUCCUACGUGCAGACGCUGUGUAAAGGACUGUCCCAACCCACGACCAACCUGGUUGCGGGUUGUCUGCAGCUCAACUCCCGAAACUUCCUAACGGAGCAGUGUCCGGAGGGAGGACGCUAUCCCGGCUCCAACUCCUUCUCCAUGCAUCCUUACCCCUACCAGUGCUCCCGCCUCUCCAGCCCUCAGUACCAGUCUGGUUCCAACUCGCAUCCCUUACGGACACACGGGUACUGCUCAGCCUACGAUUCGCUGUACGGUGGCAGUGGAUCUCCAGAAUACAACAGCCCAGAGUAUGAGGGGCCCAUCUCCCCUCCCGUGUGCAUCAAUGGCAACUUUUCUCUGAAGCACCAGGGCACUACGUCCCCCGAGGUAGCCGAGAAAGGCUAUCAUUACUCUAUGCAUUACUCCGGCCUGUCCGGCUCUCGCCCCACUGCUGGCCACAUAUACGGUUCUUCAGGGGUGCGGAGCAGCAUCCACACCGAAAACGUAUCGCCUUACCACGACAUGCACCUGCACCACGAAAGGGCCCCCGUCCCCGUGUACGAUGAACUCAAUGCGUUUUUCCACAACUGAAACAGCAGUAAUAUUGCCAUGCGUGGGAGUCUUCUUGCAAUCAACAAUCAAUUAGUUGCCCACCUUUGGCAAGGCGCGUGCACGGUCACACCCCCUCCCCUAAACCUUAGUCCCAAAGGACUAUGACACCAGACACGGAUCAUUGU
Messenger RNA from Oncorhynchus mykiss (rainbow trout), 2618 nucleotides. Lineage: Eukaryota; Metazoa; Chordata; Actinopteri; Salmoniformes; Salmonidae. The record is from RefSeq and is a predicted model, not a curated record.